CCACCCCACGCACCCACCCAAAAAAAAAAAAGCAAAAAAAAAAAAAAUACAAAGAACCCCAAGAUUUUACCAUACAUAUAGUAGACUGAUAUAAGAGAAGAAAACUAGACAUGAGUUUGGUGUAGUAGUGAAGAAGAAGAACAAAGGCUUUGAAAAAAAAAAAAAUUAAACACGCCGACACAAGGUUUGACUUGGGAAAGGAAGAAAUUAUAACCUAACCCUAGUCUAAAAAUCACAAAAUUUCUACCUUUUUAUUGUCAACUCAAGCGGAAAAGAUGUUUAGUGAUUGUCAACUCUUUUCAUCCAUGGGGAUGGGGGGAAAUAAUGGUGUAUCUUCAGAGUCACUCUAUUCUUCCACAAUCCAAAACCCUAAUUUUAACUUCAUGGCCAUGGGAGGAAAUAACUUGCCUUUCAACAUUUUUCCUCCCAAUAUCAUUCCCAAGGAAGAAAAUGGAUUAUUCAAAAGCAAAGAAGAAAUGGAUAGUGGCUCAGGAAGUGAACAUAUUGAAGGUAUGUCUGGAAAUGAACUCGAAUUACCCGAACAACAACAACAACAACAACCACCGGGCAAAAAGAAACGUUAUCAUCGCCACACUGUUCGCCAGAUCCAAGAAAUGGAAGCGUUAUUUAAGGAAUGUCCACAUCCAGAUGACAAGCAAAGGCUCAAACUAAGCCAAGACCUUGGCCUUAAACCACGUCAAGUCAAAUUCUGGUUUCAAAACCGAAGAACUCAAAUGAAGGCACAACAAGACCGAUCAGAUAAUGUAAUACUUAGAGCUGAGAAUGACAAUUUGAAGAAUGAGAAUUAUCGACUGCAAGCAGCUCUACGCAGUGUUAUGUGCCCUACUUGUGGAGGUCCAGCAAUGCUUGGAGAAAUGGGAUUUGAUGAACAACAACUUCGCCUAGAAAAUGCCCGCCUCAAAGAAGAGUUUGAGCGAGUAUGUUGCCUUGUAUCACAAUACAAUGGCCGGGGGCCAAUGCAAGGACUCGGAUCACCACCUCCUCUUCUUCCACCAUCACUGGAACUCGACAUGUCCAUUACUAAUUUCCCAAGGAAAUUCGAGGAUCAACCAACUAUGCCAAAUUGCGCGGAUAUGGUACCUGUUUCAUUACUCAUGCCUGAUCAAAACAACUCUCAAUUCUCGGGUGGUCCAAUGAUCAUGGAAGAAGAAAAAUCUCUUGCUAUGGAACUAGCUCUUUCGUCCAUGAAUGAAUUAGUAAAGAUGUGCACAAUGGGUGAACCCCUCUGGAUUUGGGGGCAUAAUGAUUCUGGAAAAGAAGUGCUUAAUGUGGAAGAAUAUUCUAGAAUGUUUCCAUGGCCUGUUGGGGUUAAGCAGAACAGCAAUGAGCUUAGAAUUGAAGCUACUCGCAGCAGUGCUGUUGUUAUUAUGAAUAGCAUCACUCUGGUUGAUGCGUUCUUGGAUACAAAUAAAUGUAUAGAGCUUUUCCCAUCUAUCAUUUCUAGAGCCAAAACUAUUCAAGUUGUAACCUCAGGAGUUUCUGAACAUGCCAGUGGUUCUCUUCAAUUGAUGUUUAUGGAAAUGCAAGUUCUAACACCCUUAGUGUCAACAAGAGAAUGUUAUUUCCUGCGUUAUUGCCAACAGAAUGUGGAGGAAGGGAGUUGGGCAAUUGUUGAUUUUCCACUUGAUAGUCUUCACAACAAUUUUCCAGCACCUUUCCCUUAUUUCAAGAGAAGGCCUUCUGGCUGCAUCAUCCAAGACAUGCCCAAUGGAUACUCUAGGGUUACAUGGGUUGAACAUGCUGAGGUUGAAGAAAAUCCAGUGAAUCAGAUAUUCAAUAACUUUGUAACUAGUGGUAUGGCAUUUGGAGCACAACGAUGGUUAUCAAUCUUGCAGAGACAAUGUGAAAGGCUUGCGAGCCUUAUGGCUAGAAAUAUAUCUGACCUUGGAGUGAUACCAUCUCCAGAAGCUCGAAAGAGCUUGAUGAAUUUGUCUCAAAGGAUGAUCAAAACAUUUUGUAUGAACAUUAGCACUAGUUGUGGGCAAUCAUGGACAGCUCUUUCUGAUUCUCUUGAGGACACUGUCCGAAUUACUACUAGAAAAGUUACAGAACCAGGCCAACCCAAUGGACUAAUCCUUAGUGCAGUUUCAACUUCUUGGCUUCCGUAUAAUCAUUUCCAGGUCUUCGAUCUCUUGAGGGAUGAACGUCGAAGAGCUCAGUUGGAUGUGCUUUCAAAUGGGAAUUCAUUGCAUGAGGUGGCUCACAUUGCAAAUGGUUCUCAUCCAGGGAAUUGCAUCUCUCUUCUACGUAUUAAUGUGGCUAGCAACUCAUCCCAGAGUGUAGAGCUAAUGCUGCAAGAGAGCUGCACGGAUGAUUCAGGCAGCCUGGUGGCCUACACCACCGUGGAGGUCGACGCAAUCCAGCUAGCCAUGAACGGGGAGGACCCCUCAUGCAUUCCUCUUCUUCCUUUAGGCUUUGUCAUAACACCAGUGAAUGGACAAACCAAUAAUAUUAACAACUCUGACAACAUCUCCAGUAGUGAAGCUAAUUCUUCGGCACAAUCUUCUGAGAAGAGGCAGAACUUGUCGUCAAUUCAAGAAUAUUCAGGAGGUUGUCUACUUACCAUUGGAUUACAAGUCCUUGCUAGCACGAUCCCAACUGCAAAGCUCAACCUUUCUAGUGUCACGGCUAUUAACCAUCAUUUGUGCAACACCGUACAACAGAUCAAUGCUGCACUUGUUGCUUUUUACCCCGAGUCCGGGAUAAAUGCACCAUCAUCACCACCACCACCACGACAACCGGAGUCGUCCAAGCAAGUGGACGAAAACUCAAAUUCUUCCUAAUUACCCAAAACCUCCCUCUAACAAUUUUUAUUUGUUGGGGGAGGUUAUGAGUAAUUUGUGAAAAAUGAUAAGUGGGGUAGGUGGGGGUAAGAUUUGUGAAGCAACAUUAGGAUUAUGGUACUAUUUGCAUAGUAGGGAUGUGGGUCCACUUGCAAAUGAAGGUUUAAUAGCCUGUGCAUUUUGCAUGGCUGGACCCCUAGUAAAUAAAUGACAAGAGUCAGAAAGUUGUUGUUAGGCAGGUGGGAAAAUCCAGUGAAAUGAUUGUUUGUGUCUGUCAAUGUGUGUGUGAGUGUGUGUUUCUUUUCGAAUAUUUUGUAGUGAUUACGAUUUUUGGGAAGUCAAGAACGAACCAGGUGAAAAUGAAAUCCUUGGUGAAUGGUGAGAAAAUUACCCUCUAACAAAAAGACUAUGGUUCGGGUAUUGACUUCUUGUUUUAUGUUCCCUAAUUAGCUACCCUCACCCCUACUAGUGGUUAAUUUUUUGUGUUUGUUGAGAACUUCAAUUUGCAGCUGUUUCUGCAAUGACACUAAUUGUAGUAAGAUUUAAUUACUAAUUAGUGUUCCUUUCGUCUCAAA
Messenger RNA from Capsicum annuum, 3379 nucleotides. Its product is annotated as homeobox-leucine zipper protein HDG5. The transcript has 12 exons. Bases 276 to 2804 code for a protein of 842 amino acids. Gene Ontology annotation, molecular function: DNA binding; lipid binding; DNA-binding transcription factor activity, RNA polymerase II-specific. NCBI's taxonomy places the organism in Eukaryota, Viridiplantae, Streptophyta, Magnoliopsida, Solanales, Solanaceae. The record is from RefSeq and is a predicted model, not a curated record. Gene Ontology annotation, biological process: regulation of DNA-templated transcription.